Messenger RNA from Closterium sp. Naga37s-1, 552 nucleotides. NCBI's taxonomy places the organism in Eukaryota, Viridiplantae, Streptophyta, Zygnematophyceae, Desmidiales, Closteriaceae. The record is from the annotation of a GenBank genome assembly.
AUGCACCUGUUUGCUGGCGCCAAGAAUGGAAGCACUUACAUUGAUGAAAUCGGGGUGGUUACCAGCUCAGGCAUCACCAUCGUCAUUUCUGCACAGUCAGCUGCUGACGUGUCACCUGAGGGGGUCCAGGGUCAGUUGGAGGUGAACAGUGCAUCGCUGCCAGACGACAUCCUGACCAUCGAUCUGCUUCGGCAUACGGUCAGGAUCGAGCGGCGCAAGGCAAGCGUGCGGGUGCGUGUGCGAGGGGUGGUGGAUCUGACGGUUGACAUUCUUCCUGACCUCUCACGCAAGUCCCGUCCCAACUAUCUGAACAUUCGCAUUGCCAGCCUGCAUGCAUCCCGCAAGGUACACGGCAUCAUAGGGCAGACGUACCAGGACUCUGCUUCACGCCUGUCCAGAUUCAGUGAAUCUCAGGGAAAGAACGGCCCAGCGAAAGAGAGGGCCAUUAUUGAUGGCACAGAACAGGACUACAAGACGUCGGGUAUUCUGGAUGCUGACUGUAAGUUCCAGCAGUUCAGGAAGAAACACGCUGGUCACCGUCACUCUAAAUAG